Cryptotermes secundus is the source of this 3877-nucleotide messenger RNA. RefSeq lists its product as uncharacterized. Lineage: Eukaryota; Metazoa; Arthropoda; Insecta; Blattodea; Kalotermitidae. The record is from RefSeq and is a predicted model, not a curated record. Gene Ontology annotation, cellular component: cytoplasm. The transcript is spliced from 9 exons. The coding region runs from base 225 to 1322 and encodes 365 amino acids. Gene Ontology annotation, biological process: signal transduction.
CGUUCCUCUGCUGGGUGUAGCAGCAGUAGUCUGCGGUCGCCCCUCAUUCAACUUUUGCUCGGAUUAAGUACGCGAGUCUCCGGCAUUUCCAGCUGCAAUAGUCGUCGGGUGCGGUCACGUCGAAUUACAGUUCCAUUAUCUGUUGCAGCGAACGGCCCGUUCCGUGGGUGGUAGGCAUUCGUCACGAUUUAUCGGCGAUUUGAACCAGCUGCCAGGGUACCGAGAUGACAGAAAACGGGAGAAAAAUUAGUACGGCAGGAAGAAAAAUGAGCGUGGGAUGCGAAGGAGAAAAGAAAUACAUCGUAACAACGGAGCGCUGUGGCGACUUGCACGUGCAUGUGCAGGGUGAUCUGAAUCAACAAGGGAAGAAAGCAGUUUUCCUUACAGUUCACGACUUGGGGUGUAAUCAUGCAUCAUUCCAUGACUUUGUGAACCAUCCUUGUAUGUGUGAAAUCAAAGAGAGGUCUCUCUUCAUCCACAUUGAUGUCCCGGGUCAUGAGGACAAUGCUCCAAACCUACCAGACAGCUUUCAGUUUCCUACACUGCAGACACUGGGAGAAGAUCUUGUCACAGUGCUAGACUUCCUGCAUGUGAAAUAUGUGAUAGGGCUGGGUGAAGGAGCUGGAGCAAAUGUUCUUGCCAGAUUUGGGAUUGCCAAUCCCUCACGUGUACUUGGCCUCAUUCUUAUCAACUGCACAGGCAGUGCAGCAUCUGUUUUGGAAAAUUUCAAGAACAAGUUUGUAAACUGGAAAGGAAGUGGGUCAGUGAGCCAGUCUGCUGAAGAAUAUUUAAUAUUCCACAAAUUUGGACAUCAAAUUGUGAAUGAUGCAAAUUCAGACAAGGAGAAGGUGAUGCAGGAGUUCCAAGAGCGAAUAAGGAGCACUAUUAACAACAAGAACCUUAAGCUGUAUGUGAAUGCCUUCCUUAACCGAAAGGAUCUGCCAUUGAAGCAGUGCAAGACAGACAUACUGCUAAUAACAGGAGUGUUAAGCUCAUAUGCUAAUGUGGUGGAGAAGCUGCAUCGUGACUUGGAGAAGACAAAAGCCACUCUGCUCAAGAUUGAACGGGCAGGGGAUGUCCUCCUGCAAGCACCAGAGAAAGUUGCACACAGCAUCCUUCUUUUCUGCAAAGGACAGGGACUCCUCACAUCACUGACACUGCCUGGAGUAGAGAGGCAGAGGACAUUCUCCAGUAGCUCAGGUGAUGGUGAUGGUCGACCACGUCUUUCUCGAGGCAUGAGCAUGGAGGAAUAUGACAAGCCUAAUAUUCGACGACUCUCCAUCACCAUUAACAGUGACCAUGUGCCAAACAAGCACAAUUAAACAAUUUUUAUAGAUAAACUAUACCCACCUGUUUCAUAACGGAGGGCUUGGUCCCUUAUGCUCAUUUUCUAUCCCUGGAAUAUGAGUUGGCUCAUAGAAGAUUAUGAGCAGUGAACUGAGUGUAAUUUGGCUCUUGUUUGUGGGGUCUAGAUUCACACUGAAUUCAUACUACAGUAGAAAAUAUAAUAUUCUGUUCCUCAUGCUAAUAACACAACCAGCACAACAGCACACCAUGAUAGAGACCUAUUUUUGUAAAUCUGUGCAUCAUCAUCAUUUUUGGCACAUUAAGUUACUGUGUUACAACGGAGUUAUUUUUCAUACUAAUUCAGCAGACUCCUAGUAAAAAAUGUUGAACUGGGUCAGGUCAGACAAACUGGGCUAAAUAAACAACAUUUGGUAAUCAAAAUUAAUCAACAUUAUUAGCAGUUACUAGAAUAUAAAGACAAAUAGCAAAAAUUAUUUCAUCAUAAAUGCUGACAGUCUUAUAUAAUUUCAGUGACAAUCAUAAAAAGAACAAUAAGUUUUGUAUUCAUACAAAUUACUCUCUACUGUGUUCUGACUUCAGAGGCCUUGAUCCUGUUUGGUUUGGACUGCUACUGUUGCACCAUAAAUGGUCAAGAUCCUCUAUGAUAAGACUAUUUUACCUUUGGCCUAUCUCUUGCAUAUGCCUCACUGUAAAUGGGAGUCAGCUUCACACAGUAAUUUUGUCAGAUUAUCAGACACAUGAGAACUUCGCUGCAGAGUAAAGAGGAAGAAGUUACUAGAUGCAGGGCAUCUUAAACACACUUUCUGUUUUGCAGACAAGAAAACAGUUCAAACUGAGUCAAAAGCUUUUAUAAAUCACCUUAUUAAUAAUUCAGCUGUAGAUCUAAUGUAUAUCUUACAUAUCUGAAACAACAUUUGGUAUAAAGAUCUUCUGUAUUUAAAUUUUCAUGUUGUGUCAAGAUGGCAGAAUUAAUGAAAGAAGACAGACAUGUUUAUUUGUACAAAUAAUUUGAAGCAAUAUCCAGUAAUUACAUUAUGCCAGAUGUACAUUAUAUUCUGUGAUGUGAAUUAGAAAGCAAUUCAGAAAUGGCAAGCAGCUAAUACAUGACCUUUCAAACAAUUCUGCUUUUAGGAUCAGAAAACACAGUCAUAAAGAAAUACUGAAAAAUGCGUUUCCACAAACCUCAUAUCCCAGAAGAAAACUCAAUACCUGCUUAACAUAAGUAAAUUAUGCUUAUCAUUUUCAUUACUUGGUAUUAGUUUGAAAUAACCAUUUGAGCAAUAAGACGGCUUUACCAAAUAAGGAAUUACUGAAAUUUUCUGAAAUAUUGAUCAAAUAGCCUCAAUGAAGAGAGAAUACCAAAAUAGAUAAAACACAUAUAAACAUAUCUAUGAAAUAAUUAGCAAAUUGGAAUUCUUUCACUCUUGAGAUCCAUGCUGUGCUGAUUUCUGUUUCUAGGACAAAUACGUAUGUCAGUAUUACAUUGAGGUAGCAGCUCGUGUGUAAGAUAGUGUAGAAAUGCAGUAAUGCAAUUGUACCAGCUGAUGGAGCUUGUUGAUAGAGAGGUAGUCCUUUUAUAUUAUACAUGACUAGCAGCAAACAUUUUAUAUAUACCUUAUAGUUACACUAUCACACAUUCAUUUGCACACAUAGCAAAAGAGUAACAAGUGCAAUCAAGGAAUGAUGUGAAAGAAAAUAGUUCGAUUCUUAGUUUUGUACCUCUUUUAUUUUGUCCAGGUACUCUGUAUACUGUCAAUGUUUGCUAAGUAAAUAGUAUAUAAUAUAUAUUUUAUAAUAGAUAUAAGUGGAAACAAACUUUGUACAUAUAGUGGAUUUCAUCCACACUCGUAUAUACAGUACAACACUUGUCUUUAAACAGAAGUACAUGAGAGUUAACAAUAUAUAUGCAGUAUAUAUACAUGCUGCACAUUAGUUUAUCAACUGCAAAGAAAGUCAUCUUCAGACAGACGCAAGGAAUACAGUUAGUCUGAAGUUAUGAAAUGAGUAAUGUAAAACAUGACUGUAUUUAGAAGUACAGUAUUUCAUCAAUGGAUAAAUUUGUUUUACAAUGAUACAUUAUUUCAGAUGCCCAAAAUGGUUUGAUGCUGAUGCUGAUCCUGUUUUUGAGUGGACUGUAUUGCAGACAUUUCAGAGAUUCUUACUGUCUCUGCCUUCAAGGUGAACACCAUAGGGUCAUCAAGUAAUACUGAAGAUGAAGCAGAAAGGAUCUUCACAAUGUUAGCAAUACGUCCAUUUCUACAUGGAGCCAUCAUUCAAAAGCUAGAUCAGCAUUAAUUUUAGAAGUGUUCAAGAAAACCAUUAUUCAGUGGAAUGUAUAUAAAUUGAGAUGGACAAUUAAAAAAGCCUAGCUGAUAUAUUCAUUACAUAUUCAGAAGUAGUCCUUCGGAGUCUUACUAUGUAGAAUUUAAUUCAGGUAUAAGAAAAACAAGAAUUCUUUAGUCCAGAAACUACCAACUUGCAGAUGCUGUGUUUUGAAGUUCAAGGAAUAUAGAUGCUUUUUGUUACCAAUUCGUAUAGCUCAUUGUUAUUAAAUUGUUUAUUUUAUCCA